Oncorhynchus nerka (sockeye salmon) is the source of this 8224-nucleotide messenger RNA. Its product is annotated as regulating synaptic membrane exocytosis protein 1-like. Gene Ontology annotation, biological process: intracellular protein transport; calcium ion-regulated exocytosis of neurotransmitter; regulation of synaptic vesicle exocytosis. Gene Ontology annotation, molecular function: transmembrane transporter binding; small GTPase binding. NCBI's taxonomy places the organism in Eukaryota, Metazoa, Chordata, Actinopteri, Salmoniformes, Salmonidae. The record is from RefSeq and is a predicted model, not a curated record. Gene Ontology annotation, cellular component: cytoskeleton of presynaptic active zone; presynaptic membrane.
GCAGCAACAUUAGCAGUGCCGAGGCGGUGGCAGAACUGAGAGAGAGAGAGCGAGGGGGAGAGAGAGAGAGGAAGGCAACACACAGACUCCGCCUAACUUUACCACGGUCCAACAUCACCGAGCCCGUGUCCGGUGGCGCGAGGGCAUCACAGCUCAAAGCCAAUCCAUCCAGAGGGUCCCUCGGCUUGCUUGUCUCUUGGCGUGGAGAUGGGCUUCCCGUAAAACCGGCGGUGGUGGAGGGGAGAGGCGGGCCGGCGGGGGUGGGGGGAAGAAGCGAGAGACUAGAGAGUGAGGAGGUGGAGAAAAAAAGCCGAGGAGGACGAGAAACAAAAGCACAACCGUGGGUGCCUGCAACAACCAUGAGCAGCGGCGGAUUGCCCUAUUCACCAGAGCUGCUGCUCUACCCGUGGACUAUGUCGUGAGGUGUGGCUCGCAACGCUAAGCAGCAGGGAUUCAGUCAGUCGAAACGACAGUAGCAAGCCAAGGAGGGGUGCUGCUGGUGGAAAAGAUGUCGUCCGCCUCCGUGGGGCCCCAGGGCGGCCCUCGCCCACCCACUGCGCCGCCGACCGUCCCCGAACUGCCGGACCUCAGCCAUCUCACCGAGGAGGAGAGGAAGAUAAUCAUGGCCGUGAUGGAUCGGCAGAAGGAGGAAGAGGAGAAAGAGGAAGCCGUGUUAAAGACGCUGCACCAGCAGUUUGAGAGUUACAAGGAGCAGGUGCGUCGCAUCGGCGUGGAGACGCGGCGUCAGCAGCAGGGCCAGCACAAGGACGACGCCCCCACCUGCGGCAUCUGCCGCAAGACCAAGUUCGCCGACGGCUGCGGACACCACUGCUCCUACUGCCAGACCAGAUUCUGUGCCCGCUGUGGGGGACGCGUCUCCCUGCGCUCCAACAACGUAAUGUGGGUAUGCAACCUGUGCCGUAAGCAACAGGAGAUCCUCACCAAAUCGGGAGAAUGGUUUUCAGGGCCGGGGGCGAGGCAGAUGAGCCUGGAUGGCGGCCUGAACGCCCCGCCCACGGGGGGUGACAACCAACGGGGGGACAGGAAGCUACUCCGCUCCAGGUCCCAGGCCCCGCCCCCUUCCAGCGGUAACGCAGGGGCGGCGCCUGACGGAACGCAUCAGCCGCCAACGGUCCAGGCCAAGGGAGCGUUGGACACCAUGCCGGCGUCACGCGCUCGGAGCGAACCAUCACGAGACAAGAAAAGACCUCUGUCCCUCCAUGAGCAGAACGGUAAGCCCGGUGGUCUGGGUCGUGGUAGAGGAGGCCGGGGACCCCCAGGGAAGCUUCAGACCGUGGCUUCCCAGGAGGAGUUCUGCGGUCCCGGGGACAUAGACUGGCGGGACGGCCGGCACCUGGAGAAGGUCCGCUCCCAUGACUACCCUGGCGGCGGCGACCAAGGAAAUCGCCCCGACCUCCGGAGACGCCCCCCGGAGGAGGAUGAGCUGGAGCGCAAGCGGCGCCAGGAGGAGGAGUUCCAGGCGCGUUACCGCAGCGACCCCAACCUGGCACGCUACCCGGUCAAGCCGCAGAAGGAGGAGCAGGAGAUGCGCAUGCACGCCAAGGUGUCGAAGGUGCGCCACGAGCGGCGCCACAGCAACAACGCCAUCAAUGAGGUGGGGCUGGAGGGCGGGGGAGGAGGGGGAGGGAACAUGGGAGAUGUGCCUGAGAAUCGUCUCCGGAGGGGCGGUGGUGGGGGUGGUGGAGAACCGGAUCGCAAGGCAUCCUUGGAGAACCACCGCGCCUACUCCAUGGACAGGACCGUGGGGGGUGGUGGGGGUGGCGGAAUGGGGCAGGGACCCCAGGGAGGCCCCCCCCUCAAACAGAACCAGAUCCACGGACCCCUUCAACCAUCUGGUGGUGGCUCACGAACGGGCCCCAAUCCUGGUGCUCCUAACCCCCACCAAGGACCCCCCCCUCCAGCAGGCUGGGACCCCCCUAAGGGACCCCACCCCAGCCAGCUGGACCCCAACUCCCAGGCAGCCAUGAUGCACAAGGCUAGGAGGGAGAAGCCCGGGGACAGCCUGCUGAGGAAGGACUCCCAGAGCUCGGACCAGUCGGAGUCGCUGCGGCCUCCCCCACCCAGGCCCUACAAGAGCAAACGGAGCGUCAACAAGAGGCAGAUGUCUAUCAGCAGCUCAGAGGAGGAGGGCGCCUCCACACCCGAGUACACCAGCUGUGAGGACGUGGACAUGGAGAGCGUCAGUGAGAAAGGGGAUUGGGACUGCCAUCCUCUGGAUCCUGCUAUGUGGCAUCAUCCAGUGACAUGGCAGCCGUCCAAGGAGGGCGACCACUUAAUCGGACGCAUCACUCUGAGCAAAAGGUCGGCCGUGCCCCGCGAGGCAGGCUCCUUACUAGGGUUAAAGGUUGUGGGUGGGAAGAUGACAGAGACAGGGAGACUGGGGGCCUUCAUCACCAAAGUCAAGAAAGGAAGUCUGGCGGACAUUGUUGGCCACCUACGAGCUGGUGAUGAGGUACUGCAGUGGAACGGGAAGUCGUUGCCGGGAGCAACCAAGAAGGAAGUGUACAACAUCAUUCUGGAAUCCAAGGCGGAGCCUCAAGUGGAAAUAGUAGUCUCAAGGCCUAUUGGAUCUAUCCACCGCAUCCUUUCCAAUAACUUCUUGAGAAAGGUGUAUAGAGCGUAUCAAGACAUACCAAGAAUUCCAGAAACAUCACAUCCUCCUUUAGAAUCGACAGGCUCCAGUUCCUUUGAGUCUCAGAAGAUGGAGCGUCCCUCCAUAUCGGUCAUGUCCCCCACCAGCCCUGCUACCCUCAGAGCCCUCCCCGUCAUCCUGCCUGGACAGCUCUCUGUAAAGCUGUGGUAUGACAAAGUGGGCCAUCAACUGAACGUCAACGUCCUUCAAGCCAUAGACCUGCCCCCCCGACCGGACGGGCGACCCAGGAACCCCUACGUCAAGAUGUACUUCCUCCCUGACCGAAGUGAUAAGAGCAAGCGCAGGACCAAGACGGUAAAGAAGAGCGCUGGGCCCAAGUGGAACCAGACGUUCCUGUACUCCCACGUCCACCGCAGGGACUUCAGAGAACGCAUGCUGGAGAUCACUGUCUGGGACCAACCUAGAAUACAGGAGGAGGAGAGUGACUUCCUGGGAGAGAUCCUGAUAGAGCUGGAGACUGCCCUGCUGGACGACGUCCCUCACUGGUAUAAACUCCAGACCCACGACGUGUCCUCUCUACCUCUGCCCCAGCCAUCCCCUUACCUCCCGCGCAGACACGCCUCUCACGACAGCCCCAGCAAGAAACUACAGAGGUCCCAUCGCAUCAUUGACACAGAGUUUGAUGAUACAGGUGCAGAGCGUAACUCGAGGGAGAGGGAGAGGAACAGCACCCUGACUGUCCCAGAGCAGCAGAGACUGGCCCAGCACCGCUCCAGAUCUGUGUCCCCUCACCGCGAGGACAUAACAAGGGCCCGCUCCCGCCCUGCACACGUCCCCAUGCAGAGGAGUCUGGAUGAGAUCCAUCAGAACCGCCACCACUCCUGCUCCCCCUCUCGUUACCACGACUCCCACGGGGAGCACCGCUCCGGGGACUCGGACUACGAGUACUCCGAGGACAGUGAGGUCCUCGAGAUGCACAGGUCUAUCCGAGGCGGGAGUGCCGAGUGCCUGCACACAAACAGGGGUGUAGCUAGGUCCAGCAAUACACUACCACCCAAAAUGCCCCUAUUGGUCAAUGGUAUACACAAGGACAUAUACAGUGAUCUGCAGCCCAGUCUGGACCGGGUGAGGAGUGCCAGCACCACCUGCCUCAGACCUGACACCAACCUCCACUCUCCUGAUAAAGACAGAUGCUCCAACUCUCUGCCCCGCAGACAGCCCGCAGGCCCCAGGAUUUUAGUAGAGCAGGCCUCCCCAGAGGAAGAAAGGCAGUCAGGGAGCCUGGGCAGACCUGACAGUCAGAGAGGUAACAGCAAGAAAGGCCUGGAGGCUGACAGUCGUAUCCAGCCCACCUCUAUACUGAGGGGCAGUAGGGGGAGAGGGGGUCCGCUGCGCCCCUUUAACCAGACACCCCUGGGGGGAUCUGUCCCUAACUCACCACGACAGGACAGAACACACACCCACAGCCCCUCCCCUCCUACGGGGACUCCCCAGUCAGGUCGCAGGGGCAGACAGCUGCCACAGGUUCCUGCCAGAAGCAGCAGUGUAGAGCAAGACAAUAUCCCUGUAGAUAAUAAACCUGUUGCUGCUAGUAAACCUAAUGAAAAAGCUCUAGCAGUAGAGGAGCGAGCCAGACAGAUGAACAUGAAAGUACAUUCCUACCGGCCUUCAGGCUCCCAUGACCCCGAGACGAACCUCAAGACCAAACGAGAGAUGUAUGCGGAUCAGCGGCGGAGCUCUGACAACGUGUCGGCCCGCUCGUCAGACAGCGACAUGAGUGACGCGUCGGCCCUAUCCCGCGCCAGCAGUGCCUCACGCCUCAGCAGCACCUCCUACAUGUCCAUCCAAUCAGAACGCCCGCGCGGGCGGCUCAGGUCCAAGUCUUUAGAGGACGAGAAGAAGGAGAGGAGGAUCUCGUGGGGGAUGAAUGGAGAGCAGGAGAGGAUGAGGGCAGCAGGGAAGAGACGGUUCUCUCAAGAGCUGAAGAGGAGGAGACACACUGUGUCUGGGGACCCCAAAGACGCCAGUCGGCAGGUUCGUGCGGCGCCGGGCCGGACCAUGCUGAAGAGCACAAGCGUGAGCGGUGAGAUCUACGCGUCAGAGCGUACCGACGGCAGCCAAUCGGAUACGGCGCUGGGCACGGUGGGCAUGGGUGAGAGACGCUCCAGCCUCAGUGCCAGGGUGGUCUCCAUCGUCUCCAACAGACGUAGUCGCAGCACGUCGCAGAUCGUCGGCCCGGAGGGGAAGGGGAAGAAGGAGAAGGGUGCGUCCAUCCAGAGGAGCACAGAGACGGGUAUGGCUGUAGAGAUGACCAGGAACAUGAGUCGACAGUCCAGUAAAGAGUCCACCAACGGCACCAUGAACAGCUGCAACUCCGAGGGAAAUCUGCUUUUCGGUGGGGUGCGUCUGGGACAGCCAGGCAACCAGUUCAGCGACUUCCUGGAUGGUCUGGGUCCUGCCCAGCUGGUGGGCAGACAAACGCUGGCCACACCUGCCAUAGGUGAUAUUCAGAUCGGAAUGAUGGACAAGAAGGGUCAGCUGGAGGUGGAGGUGAUCAGAGCUCGGGGCCUUGUACAAAAGCCAGGAUCCAAAUCCCUCCCUGCUCCAUACGUCAAGGUCUAUCUGUUGAAUAAUGGAGCGUAUGUAGCCAAAAAGAAAACCAAGAUUGCACGGAAAACGCUGGACCCGCUGUACCAGCAAGCGCUGCAAUUCGAGGAGAGCCCACAGGGUAAAGUCUUACAGGUGAUCGUCUGGGGAGACUACGGACGAAUGGACCACAAAAGCUUCAUGGGAGUUGCACAAAUCCUAUUGGAGGAACUAGACUUAACAAGCACAGUGAUUGGCUGGUACAAGUUGUUCCCACCCUCCUCCUUAGUGGACCCCACACUAGCCUCCCUGACUCGACGUGCUUCCCAGUCGUCAUUGGACAGCUCCUCGGGCCCACCGGGCACCCGAUCCUAGUGGACCAAUAGGACAACAGCUACCAAUCUUAAUGGACCAAUGGGACUAUGGCUAGCCUACCGCUUUGUGAAACGAAUUAACGUCACCUUAGAGAUUAACGGACAAAAAUGAUUCUAGAACAACAACAAUCAAGAAACAGAGUCACAAUGAUUAACAAAAAAGCUUUGUUGAGAUCUGACAAUCACUCCUGGCAUCGUUUAAUCUCUUUGUUUGUUUUAGAGAGCGUUAGAUUUCAGUGUUUCAUUCCAGUAACGAAUUCGUCAUCGUUUUUUCGCGGUUGUAAUCUAAGAACUAGGGCUGUGGGUAAUAGACAAUGUUCGGAAGCUAGGUAAGGCUGUACUGGAGUCGAGCGGUAAGGAGACACUCGAUUCAUUGAAGAAACUAAGUAGAAAUGUAAAUGUGAAAGGAAGCAGGGUGGUAGUUUUUAGUCAAACCAUCAAUAAACAAAGAAAUGUAUGUUAGCGUCGGAAUGUAUGGACCCAAGACAGAGGUGCCAUCCUCCUUGUCUCUCAGGGGGUGCCAUAAUGUCCUCUCCGCAGUGGCCCCCAUCCGGCCCCCAAACAGACUGCCAGCACUUCGGCUCCCAGGGCAGAGUGCUUCUGAGUGGGGUCGGUCCGGGCAAUCAGGGGUCUCCUUCUGGUGCCUAGACUUUGUGGAUUCACAUUACUGGUCCUUCUUUGUCAAAAUAUCAUUUUUUGUUUUCAAUAUGUUUACCAUGGCUGGUCCAAGCCGCUCUCUCGUUUUUGUCUUUGGUACGUUUGACUUUUUUUCCCUCAGUUUGUUACUUAUGGCACAACAAUGUUUUUAUGAUGAGUAUGAGGUUUACGAUGCGUUGUCUGAUGUAUGCAUGGUGAAGAAUAAAAAGACACAAGGAAAAAAUACGAAAUAGAGAAAAAAAAGUGUCUGCAAUGAGAUGCAGGGGACUGUUCAGUGACACAUCUUAAAUGACGAUUUUUACACUUGACUAUGAGAUUAGUGUGGGAUUACAAUGUCGUUUUCUUCGUUUAGUCACCUACAAAAAGUCCAACCCAGUUGUCUUUGUAUAGAUGUAUAUUAGACCUCCAAGGAGGUUGACCAAUAAAUCUAAUUAUACAUUUCAUUUUGAACUAUCACCAGGGUGUCAACAAGUCACUGUAAAAAAUAGAUCUUUGUCCACAAUCACGAGAACUUUCAUCUAGCUGUUUUCCUGGAGCAUCCUUCCCCUCACCCCAGCACAUGUUUAGGGGUUUUAUCCAAAACUUCAGUUUACAUUAUUUUGAGAUUCAAAACGUUAAGCCAAAAGUUAAACUUUUUGAGAAAGAAAAAGUGAAUGAAAAAAAUAUAAAAAAUACUGCUUGCAAAUGUAAUUAUUUGGUACAUUUCAUUUCUUCCUUGUCUCGAUUUUUUGGAAAAACAAAAAACAUCAGUUGCUCAAAUUUCCCUUCUGCAUCUUAGUGAAUGUGAAAAGUAACCAAUCAGAUUGAGCUUUCCGGACAGGAGCACCAAUGCUCAUCCUUCGUCAGGCCCGCUGACUCCUGCCACACCAAAGGGGACGUGGCUCGGCAUGACUCGGACCUGUUCCAAGCUGCAUGCACAUUUUGUAAAACAAAAACGAUACUGGAAAAAAAGAUUGAACUGAACUAGAUAUGUGUGUUCGUUCCACAUACCCGUAGGCCCGCUUGUAUGUUGCAUGCACUUGUACAGUUUGCUCGUACUUAAAUAUAAAGAGAAACCGAAGCCAUUCACAUCACGCGAAGACAUUCGAAAUGAUCAGCUGCAGUCAAGUCUAGUCCACAUCCUUCAUUCCGGUGCUGAAUGUUUUUCGAAACCAACUGAUUACCGAGAUUAUGUUGAUGUCUUUUUUUAAAGCUAUUGAACCCGUGCUGUACUGUCGUACUAAGCAAUCCUCACCGCCCAUUCUUUCAAAUCUACAGUUACUGUACACAUAGUUUACCUCUAUGGGGCUGAGACUACAUGGUUGAAUAUGUAUAAAUCAGAUCAACUUAUAUACAAAGUAUAGUUAUGUUGAACAUAAUGAUGUAAUAAGAUAUAUGGAUACAUAUGUUACACAAAUUAUUUAGAGUAUAAUGUACCACAAGUAAUUUAGGUAUAUUGUAAAUAUAUUUUCAACCAACCAAACGGUUUAGUGAUAUUUACGAAGGGGCCAAAACAGAUUACGGCGACAUUGUCAAAUUCAUUAAGACUACGAUUGGAUUUAGAAAGUCACAAAGGGACACUACUUUACUACAAGGCUUCAGGGUAUAGUCCCAAAUUGCCACACUUGAGUGUACUAGGGUAUCAGGCCAUAUUAUCUGCAAAAGCUGUCGUCACUACACCUCUCUCUCCAUGCUUUGAAACCUACAACCUACGACCCCAGCCAUGUAAAAACCCAUUUAUAAAAACGUCAUUUUUUUUUGUUUCAUGUUUAGUGAGUUAUUUUUUUAUUUUGUCGGUAUUAUUAGGAGAGAAAAAAAAAUGCUGAUUGUUUACAAUUGAUGUGUUCCACUGAAACAACAACUACAAAAGAAAACGAUCAGAUAAAAAAGAAAGUAUUCACUGCAGCGUUUCUUGUUUGGUAUAACAGCUGUGGCUCAAAUGAUGAGUAUGUUUUAUAUUUAAAAAAAGAGUUCAUUUUUAUUAUUUCCAAAUAAAAAAGAAUGUGUGGAAGAA